Messenger RNA from Nannospalax galili (Upper Galilee mountains blind mole rat), 3249 nucleotides. RefSeq names its product bone morphogenetic protein 6 (gene Bmp6). The transcript has 7 exons. Bases 192 to 1691 code for a protein of 499 amino acids. Gene Ontology annotation, cellular component: extracellular region. Gene Ontology annotation, biological process: SMAD protein signal transduction. The record is from RefSeq and is a predicted model, not a curated record. Lineage: Eukaryota; Metazoa; Chordata; Mammalia; Rodentia; Spalacidae. Gene Ontology annotation, molecular function: growth factor activity; cytokine activity.
UUCGCCUCCCCUCCCGCCUGCGCGACUGGGGGCGCAGCGGACGACCAUGAGAGAUAAGGACUGAGAACCAGGAAGGGGAAGCGAGCCCGCCGAGAGGUGGCGGGGGCUGUCCACGCCAAGGGCCACAGCGGCCGCGCUCCGGCCUCGCUCCGCCGCUCCACGCCUCGCGGGGGCAGCCCGGCCGGCCGGCGAUGCCCGGGCUGGGGCGCAGGGCGCAGUGGCUGUGCUGGUGGUGGGGGCUGCUGUGCAGCUGCGGGCCCCCGCCGCUCCGGUACCCCCUGCCUGUGGCCGCGGCCGCCGCCGGGGGGCAGCUGCCGGGAGGCGGCGGGAACCCGGUUGGCGCGGAGCAGCCGCCGCCGCAGUCUUCGGGCUUCCUCUACCGGCGGCUCAAGACGCACGAGAAGCGGGAGAUGCAGAAGGAGAUCCUGUCGGUGCUGGGACUCCCGCAUCGGCCGCGACCCCUGCACGGCCUCCAGCUGCCGCAGACCCCGGUACUCCCGCAGCAGCAGACAGCCCGCGAGGAGCCCCCUCCGGGGCGGCUGAAGUCCGCGCCGCUCUUCAUGCUGGAUCUCUACAACGCCCUGUCCAACGACGAUGAAGAGGAUGGAGUGUCCGACGGGGACAGGCGGCAGCCUGGGCCCCACGGAGGGGUCAGCUCGCCCCAGCUCCGGCAGCCGUCUCCGGGAACCGCACACCCCCUGAACCGAAAGAGCCUUUUGGCCCCGGGACCCGGCGGCGCAUCCCCACUGACCAGCGCGCAGGACAGCGCCUUCCUCAACGACGCCGACAUGGUCAUGAGCUUUGUGAACCUAGUGGAGUACGACAAGGAGUUCUCCCCUCGCCAGCGACACCACAAAGAGUUCAAGUUCAACUUAUCCCAGAUUCCUGAGGGUGAGGCGGUGACGGCUGCAGAGUUCCGCAUCUACAAGGACUGUGUUGUGGGGAGUUUUAAAAACCAAUCUUUUCUUAUCAGCAUUUAUCAAGUCUUACAGGAGCAUCAGCACAGAGACUCUGACCUCUUUUUGUUGGACACCCGUGUUGUGUGGGCCUCAGAAGAAGGAUGGCUAGAAUUUGACAUCACAGCCACUAGCAAUCUGUGGGUGGUGACACCACAGCACAACAUGGGGCUCCAGCUGAGUGUGGUGACCCGAGAUGGACUCCACGUCAACCCCCGUGCUGCGGGCCUGGUGGGCAGAGACGGCCCUUACGACAAGCAGCCCUUCAUGGUGGCCUUCUUCAAGGUGAGCGAGGUCCAUGUGCGCACCACCAGGUCAGCCUCCAGUCGGCGCCGACAGCAGAGUCGCAAUCGGUCCACCCAGUCACAGGACGUGUCCCGGAGCUCCAGCAGUUCAGAUUAUAACAGCAGUGAAUUAAAAACAGCUUGCAGGAAGCAUGAACUUUAUGUGAGCUUCCAGGACCUGGGAUGGCAGGACUGGAUCAUUGCACCCAAAGGCUAUGCUGCCAAUUACUGUGAUGGAGAGUGCUCCUUCCCACUGAACGCCCACAUGAAUGCCACCAACCAUGCCAUCGUGCAGACCUUGGUUCACCUUAUGAAUCCCGAGUAUGUCCCCAAACCAUGCUGUGCACCAACUAAACUAAAUGCCAUCUCAGUUCUUUAUUUUGAUGACAACUCCAAUGUCAUCCUGAAAAAAUACAGGAAUAUGGUUGUGAGAGCUUGUGGAUGCCAUUAAGACAAAGCCAGCUGUGCCAGGGAGAUUCUGCCUUGGAUUACAUCUGCCUUAAAACACACAGAAGCACAGUGGAAGUGGGACGAUGAUGCUUUGACACCAUCUCCUGCUGGUGCCUUACUGCCCAAGGAUGAUUUUAAGAGGACAUCAUUAAUAACUUGUUCAACUCGUAACUACCAUGAAAAGUUGUUGGUCCAGAGGAAGCUGAGUUUGUGUUUGCAGUAUAUGUCUGGGAACUGCAAAAACAGAACUCUGAAGACCCCCUCUCCCCCAAUAAAAUCCCAUCCAGAUUAGUUUUAGCUUUUAGAUCAAGCUGUCUGUGGUAUAAGUAGGGAGAAUAAUCUUGGACUGUAACUCCCUUGCUGGUUCAGUAAUACAUGUCUGAGGUAGAUAACAUAAUGGAGUGUGUGUUGGGGGGGGGGUAGCUCUAUUCCUAGAUCUCAUUCCCAGCAAGGCCAGUUCACACACGAUCAGUAGUCUGGCCAUACGCAGGACUCUAUGGAGGUGCCUUCUGUCUGUUGGUACCUGUUUGUGUGUCUUGGUGGUAUGAAAAUGUACUUAUUUGAGUCAAAGCAAACCACUUCCACACCCUUCUCUUCCUCCACUUGCUGUAUUCUUUAUUAGACCCCAAAGAAGACUGGCCACACUUUGAGGUGGGGGCUUGAGGGGCCACAAAGCUUCUUCAAAAGCCUUCACUCUAACCAUACAGCAGUGGAAAGUGAGCGUGCACCUCUUAAGCAGGCAGGCUCUGACAAGCACGAGCAUCAGGAACGCUGGCUCUAACAUCCCAGUGAUGACAUUAAUGCGCCCCUUAGCCUUCCCUCUACAGCACUGUUCCAUGGCACUGGGCUAGAGUGCACAGCAGAAGCUCAUGGAGGAAGGGCACCUCUAAGAAUGCAUUUGUUAAGGUGAGUGUGCUGUUUGUGAACCAAAAUCACAAUUUCUUCUUGUAGAAAGACUCGGAAUAAAUCUUAGACUAUUUUUUAAAUGUCUUUUUCACAAUCAUGUACUGGGAAACCAAUUUCAUACUAAACUGAUUAAAUAAUACAUUUAUAAUCUGUAACUGUUUGUACUUACAGCUUUUUUUGUAAAUAGAAACUAUAAUUUAUUGUCUAUUUUAUAUCCAUUUUGCUGUAACAUUUAAGAAAAGACCAGACUUUUUCUUAAAAAAAAAAAAAAGUUUAUUUAGAAAGUAUAAACCAAUUGUACCACUUGAAUUUUCUUUUAAUACAAGACUCAUGAUGCAAAGCUGAUGCCACCUGUGGGCUGGGCCUCUCUAGAGAGCUGUUUUUAAAGGACAGCUGUGAACCACACAUGGUUAAUAAUAAAAUUUCCUUAAGGCAGAGGCUGGCAGAGGUGCCUCUGUUCCUUCUGCUCACAGCGUAGACGUGGUCUUGAGUUUUCUGUACAUUCUGUGCCAGCUGUGGAUAUCCCUCCUGCUCGUGGGAGGCGGGUGAAGCACCUCAGCACAGAGGGUUAUGAGGACAAGUAACUCGAUGGAAAGACAGACAUAGACAUGAAGAGCACUUAGCCCCAGGGUUGCUGCUUUGCAAAGGUGAGA